GCUAUUACGUAAACUUUUACAUCAGCCAGCGCCUGAACCUGAGAAGGACCCGAAAUUAUCUUUUUUUAAGUUCGAACUUGGGCCUGUAGGAAGACAACAUUCGAUUAGUAUGGCGCUUCGGUUACUCUCUAGACAAUUUCGUGGCCUUGGUCUAUGUGGUGUAAGAGGUCGUUCUACUGUCAGCAGUCCUGCAGAGGAUGUAUCGGAUGCCAAAUCAUCUGGCCUUUCUUUUGCCUUGUCUGAGGAACAGCAACAGUAUCAGGAUCUUGCAAGGAAGUUCACUGCUGAAGAGAUUAUCCCAAAGGCCGCUGAACAUGACAAAUCAGGAGAGUACCCAUGGGAAAUCAUCAAAAAGGCUUGGGAACUGGGUCUGAUGAACACACAUAUCCCACAAGAAAUUGGUGGACCCGGUCUUGGGAUCUUGGAUACAUGUAUCAUCACAGAGGAACUGGCCUAUGGCUGCACUGGUAUCCAGACAGCCAUCGAAGCAUGCUCAUUAGGGUCAGCACCAGUGUUAAUUGGAGGCAACGCUGAACAGAAGAAGAAGUAUCUUGGCUGGCUGGUCGAGGAACCCAUAGUCUGUGCAUACUGCGUAACUGAACCGGGAGCUGGGUCCGACGUCGCUGGAAUCAAGACAAAGGCUGUCCGUAAGGGUGAUAACUACGUUCUUAAUGGCUCUAAGAUGUGGAUCACCAAUGGGGGCCAUGCCAGCUGGUACUUCGUGCUCGCAAGAACCGACCCUGACCCCAAGGCACCAGCAAGCAAGGCAUUCACAGGGUUCAUUGUUGACAGGGACUCGGAGGGCCUCACUCUUGGAAGAAAGGAAUGGAAUAUGGGUCAGAGAGCAUCUGAUACCAGAGCAGUCAACUUUGAAGAUGUAGUUGUCCCAAAAGAGAACGUCCUGAUAGGAGAAGGUCAAGGGUUCAAGAUCGCCAUGGGUGCCUUCGACAAGACCAGACCGCCGGUUGCUGCUGGGGCUACUGGUCUUGCAAGGAGAGCCUUGGAUGAGGCUACCAAGUAUUCAAUGGAGAGACAGACAUUUGGCAGGACCAUUGCAAAUCACCAAGCAGUGUCCUUUAUCCUAGCUGACAUGGCCGUUGGAGUGGAGGCAGCACGGCUACUGACCCACCGGUCAGCCUGGGAAAUUGACCAGGGUAGGAGGAACACCUACUAUGCAUCUCUGGCCAAGUGCUACGCUGCCGAUGUGGCCAACAAGAAUGCCACCGAUGCCGUCCAAGUCUUUGGUGGAAACGGGUUCAACAGCGAGUACCCCGUUGAGAAGCUGAUGAGAGAUGCUAAGAUCUUCCAGAUUUACGAAGGUACAGCUCAGAUCCAGAGGGUCAUCAUCUCCCGAGAGUUGCUUACGCGGGCUAGCCAAACCACCAUGUGAAUGCAGCCAUCAUAAACCUAUAGUCUCUUUCGCACUUUAAGUGAAAAUUUCCUGUAAAACCAUUACAGGACCAUGGAAUAUAUUUUCAUUGUAAAUGGUCAGGUAGUAGGUUGGCACAUUGUAUAUGAAGAAACACAUACAUGCAAGUAAUAAGCAUUUAUGGUGUAUUGUCGUAUGGGAAAACCUCUGUAUUUGUUUGUGGCAUUAAGAAGAAAUGGUUUCAGAAUAAGAUACUGGAAGUAUGAAAUAAGGAGGAGAAAUGUUGGAAAACAAUCACAAGGUAUUUGAAGAUUGUGAGUAUACUAUAUUGAUGUGCAUGCACAAAUAUGAAUGUGAUAUUGGAAAAAUGUAUUUGAUAAUGCAUGUACUAAUAUGAAUAUGAUUUUUUUUCUAAUAUUAAAACUUUACAGUGUUUGUAUAUAUUUGAAAAUCUCUGUAAUUUCAUUACAACUUUUCACCAAUUUUAUUCUUUGGCAAAUGGUUAUAUCCCUUCAAGUAAUUUCAGCACAUCCUAAAAUUAAAUUCUGUAUAGUUUUGGUUUAUUUCCAAACAUAGUGCACUGAUAAAAUCACAUUGCUGAGUAAUCACAUUCAUUCUGUGAAGGUUGUUUUCAUCUGCAUUUGGUAAAUACAAGUAAAGAUAUUUGAACAGUCAUUGCAGCAUUAUUUCCUUGUGUUUUAGAA
Lytechinus variegatus (green sea urchin) is the source of this 2073-nucleotide messenger RNA. RefSeq names its product probable medium-chain specific acyl-CoA dehydrogenase, mitochondrial. The record is from RefSeq and is a predicted model, not a curated record. The transcript has 11 exons. Bases 110 to 1390 code for a protein of 426 amino acids. Gene Ontology annotation, cellular component: mitochondrion. Gene Ontology annotation, molecular function: flavin adenine dinucleotide binding; medium-chain fatty acyl-CoA dehydrogenase activity. Gene Ontology annotation, biological process: fatty acid beta-oxidation; medium-chain fatty acid catabolic process. NCBI's taxonomy places the organism in Eukaryota, Metazoa, Echinodermata, Echinoidea, Temnopleuroida, Toxopneustidae.